Priapulus caudatus is the source of this 151-nucleotide messenger RNA. RefSeq names its product histone H3.v1-like. Lineage: Eukaryota; Metazoa; Priapulida; Priapulimorpha; Priapulimorphida; Priapulidae. The annotation marks the transcript as partial. The transcript has 2 exons. The record is from RefSeq and is a predicted model, not a curated record.
GAAGAAAGCCGGGUGCGAAGAAGAAGAAGAAGAAGAAGAAGAAGAAGAAGAAGAGGCAGAAUUCACACAAAGACCGGAUAACGACAAUCGCGUGAGUGAGCACCCCGCGAGGAGCGGAGAAGCGAAGAGAGAGACGAGAGGAGAAGAGAGA